AUGGCUGCUCCAAGCGCUAGUACGUCUUCAUUCGCACAGUCAUGUCCACCACGUAUCGAGCCGCAGUAUGUUAGGAUUGUGGGCGAUUCUGUAGGGGUUGUUAAUCUUACUCCUGCUGCUUUACAGUGCCUUGCCGACAAGCUAACACAAUGCUUAAUCCGAUGUUCAAUGGCUGCUCGCCAACUUGCGGUCCAUGGUCGAAGAAGAACUGUACGGGUCGAAGAUUUAGAAUUAGCCCUUCGGUCUUAUGGACUACAGAUGCCUAUUGGUGCUCUUACUCGCUCACUGCCCUCUAUCCGGCAAUUACAUAUGCCUGGUGGGGAACAGCUCUAUGUUAGAGAAGAUGCGGAUCUCGACGUCCCCGCUCUCACUCAGCCUCCAUUAGUAAAAGUUCCUGUUAAACGGCAUAUCCGAGUUCACUGGAUAAGAGUAGAUAGCGAAGAAGAGCCUCCACCAGAGAAAAAGGCUAAGAAAAUCUCUCAAGGAAGUGGAAUCACUUCUGCCGAUCUACCAGCUGCUUUGAGAAAAAGGCGAGUCUUCUGCAAUUACUCUGCAGCACCUUCGAUCUCAUACCGAUUAGCUGCUCAGGGUGUUCCCCGUAAAGAGCAGAUCCUUAUCAAGCCAUCCUUUGUUGAGCCGCUAUCAGUGGAGCAGCAAGUCUAUCUUAAAGAAAUUGUCGAAGCUUGUGUUGGUCAAGAUGAUCGAAAGCGCCAACAAGCGUUGCAGUCGCUGGAAAGAGAUACCGGUAUACAAGUGCUAUUACCACGAUUAUCACGUCUCAUCUAUACAUCUGUAAGUUCUAAACUAUCUUGCACUCUUUAG
Molecule: messenger RNA, 822 nt
Organism: Strongylus vulgaris
Lineage: Eukaryota; Metazoa; Nematoda; Chromadorea; Rhabditida; Strongylidae
Source: the annotation of a GenBank genome assembly